Molecule: messenger RNA, 2439 nt
Organism: Anopheles stephensi (Asian malaria mosquito)
Lineage: Eukaryota; Metazoa; Arthropoda; Insecta; Diptera; Culicidae
Gene: Iris
Exons: 1
Coding region: 144-1928 (594 amino acids)
Source: RefSeq, a predicted model, not a curated record
UCAACCAUGCACUUUUCCUCAAGCGUCACAUUGUUUACAUUCAUAUUUUCCAAUUUUUAGUUGUUUCCUAAUUGCGUUCUUUGUACGCUUGGAACCCAAACCAAAAAUUCCGCCUUUCAUCAGUACCCGGAUUGAACAAAACCAUGUUUCGAACGUCCAGAACCUGUUUGAUGGCGAUGGUGUGCUUUUUAGCAGUGACGAAACACUGCAUCGCCUCCCCAACAUACCAAGACAGCCCCGUGUCGAACGUACCGCUCUACACGGACGGGAUCUACUUUGAGGAGCUGAAAACGAUCAAAGUGCAGGUAAGCUCGUGGACGUUGCGAGCCUAUUAUGAUAUCGCGUUGUUUAUCGAUGAAAUUGCCACGGCAAACAGUACCGUUGCAAAGCUGCUGCAGGCUUGUGCCGAAAUGCAAUCCAAACGCAUCGGGAACUGUGACGGUAUCAUGAACAUUCUCGCGCUCACGAAGGAGCUGAACGAUUUCAGCGUACUGCUGGCCAGCUUCUGUGAAGACGGUAAAAGGACGCCCGGCAGAACGAAGCGGGGCAUUUUCCGUUCCUGGUUCGGGCUGAUGGACGAUGAGGAUAGAACCGACAUUAGCAACAAAUUCGAUGCGGUGAAUCAUCAGCUCACGGUUGAGUCAUCCUCGCUCAAGCUGUUCUACAACACCACCAACGAAGCGUUGGCCGUACUGUCCGGCAACACGUUCCAGGUCGAUCCGAAGCGACCCCACACAAUCGAUUUCACGCGCGAGGGUCAGCUGCUGCUGAUGGACAUUCUGCUGAACAAGAUUAUAGCGAAGAAAAAUCUCUUCAUGCAGCUGCUACAAACCACCACCACGAUGGGCUUGAGCGAUAGCAUUAUCGCUCCGACGCAGCUGCUGGUGGAACUGCAGAAGGCACAGAAGUUCCUGCCGGAAGAGUUUAUCUUUCCGGUUGAGUUGCAGUUGCGUGAAAUGCUCAAACUCUACCCACUGUCGAAGGUGAUCGCAAACGUCGAUGGGUGCCAGGUGGUUGUGAACAUCAUGAUACCGCUGUGCAAUCGGUUGCUGUACCGCACGCUCAAGGGCACGAGCGUACCGAUGCUGUCCGAGGGCGUCAUGAAGAUGUAUGUGCUGGAGCGCGAUAUUAUGGCGUUCAAUGCGACAUCCCACACCGGCAUGGUGAUGUCGUACGGCGAGUACAAACAGCAGUGCACCCAUCUGACCGACUUUACGCUCUGCAACGCUCAUCACCUGAUGCGCAAUCUUUCCACCACCGACGACUGUAUCGUGGCGACGUACUACAACUCCACCGAUCGUGAUUCGGACUGCCGGCUAUCCCGGGUGCAGCUGCGCAACCAGCUGUGGAUGCAGUUGGCCGAUCCGAACGUUUGGAUUUAUGUGAUGCCCAACUACACCGUCAUCACCGUGCAGUAUGCCGGCAAUCGGCAGCAAGCCCUUACGCUGCACGGUGUCGGAAUGCUGAAACUGCUGCGCAUGUGUCACGUGCGCUCGAUGGACGUGUUGCUGCAGUACGUGCCACAGCUGGGCGGUACGAAACUUAGCGUCGCUUCGGAAGGGUUUAGCCUUCCGGCCAAAAUCACCCGCGAACAGUCGCUCAUCAUUUCGGGCAGCACAAACGACAACAGUCGUAUCAUCCCGGUGGGAGUGUCUACCGAGGCGGAGCUCAGCGAAUCGGCGCACGUGGCGGGCAUAUAUCGUGAACCGAGCCACAUUUCACCGUGGCUUAUUGUGGGAAUAGUUUUUUCCGUGUUUUUUGUGCUGCUUGCCGCGAUGCACGUGUUUUUGCGCCAGUAUGCAAUCAAACGUCGAUCGCCACGGGCGAAUCAGCAGCAAGAUCCGCCGGGGUUGGAUUCAUCGCAGCAGCAGUGGAUUCCCUGUGACAAUACACAGCUUCCGUCAGCGAAUUCAUCCCUUCAAAGCUAAUGGAUCGCUUGGUGAGUAGCGAAAGCAAAAACCGGGGGGAAACCUUUCCCUUCUAGCUAGCUUUAGAAGACGGCGGGAGGAUGCUUAGUGCCUUGAGGGGGGGCAAAGUAAACGUAUAACCAAAGUGAAGUAUGAUAAUCAGUCUAUAUACGCACACAACGCAUUUAUGGCGUAGCGAGAGGAAAUAUUGUGAUAAAUUGCUGCUCGAGCGGGAGAACAACGACGAGGAGCAGGAUGCUAUUUUCUUAUACGACGGAGCUUUUCCAGCACAGUGAAACAAUAGGACCAGAAUGAGGUAAAAAUAAUGUUUAUAUUAGAGAGAUACAAAGUACUGUUUACCAUGCUAAUGUUACAGGGUGUGGAGAAGAGAUAGUUUUGAAUCCAUCCCCUACGGUUUUUGGCUGUUUUUCAAAUAUGUUUCGAUAUUAAAAAUUGGAGGGGGUGCUUACCGUCAAAAUUCUCAGGGCCCUUUGCUACCACCAAGGGCUUGCUCGGAGGUGGAAACUUCGGG